Molecule: messenger RNA, 435 nt
Organism: Mycotypha africana
Lineage: Eukaryota; Fungi; Mucoromycota; Mucoromycetes; Mucorales; Mycotyphaceae
Exons: 1
Coding region: 1-435 (144 amino acids)
Source: RefSeq, a predicted model, not a curated record
AUGUCCUCGCCUGGUGUACUCAUGUUGAAACGUCAUCUGUUUUUCGCGAUAUUCAGUUUAUUUGUAUAUACUGUUUUUGCUGCUUCACUGCUAGAAAGUCUCUAUGGACAGGGAGGAAAAGAAAAGAAAGAAGGACUGAUAAGGAUAAGGAAGGAAAGAGGUUACGAUCGAUAUAUCCUUCAUUUCUACUACGAUCAUGGACAGAAACGCGGAAAGACAAGCUGCUCACUCAAAAGAAAACAAACCCUACGGCAACUCAAGCAAGGAAAUCCUGUACUGUUUGAGACAUGCACGCAAAGUGAUUUGGAGUACGGCAUUGAAUGUGAAGUAGGAAGUAUAAAGUAUCAGCCUCGAUGUGCCGAGUGGCAAAGUACCUGCACUCAAAAAUGGCAAGGAACAGUCAUGUACGAUGAUUGUCAAUACAUAGCGACAUAG